CCUCGCAAUUACGACGGCACCUGAAGGCAGCAGCGGAGCCUGAAAGCGCACAAUAUAGAAGCUAUUUUUUUUUCCUUUCGGCCUGGCAUGAUACCGGCAGAUUUUUGAUAGAGUGGUGUUUUAUUGUCAACUUUAGGAAGCUCUAGCUGAGUUUUUCUUAUAUUUGUAUUGUUUGGAUGCGGUAAUGAGUGGCCCGGUGUCACACAUGGCUCCCCGGGCGGUCUGGCUCCUGGUCCUGCUGUCCGGUGUCCUGGAUGUGCGCCCCUGCUGGGCUUAUGACUGUCCGACCAUCUGCCACUGCACCGCCGACACGUUUCAGUGCAGCAGGGACACUCAGCUGGCCUCCCGGACAGCACAAACAACCGUCGUGCAAAGACUAAGACUCAUUCAUCUGCCCUUGAAAGUAGUUCCGACCCACGCCUUCAAGGAACUGAUCAACAUUACAAGAAUCGAGAUCUCCCAGAGCGAGUACAUCACACGUAUACAGAGACAUGCAUUCCUCUCCCUGCGCAGCCUGGCGGAAAUUUCUGUGCGGAAUUUCAACAGUCUGAGGGUGAUUGAAAAAGGUGCCUUCACUGAUCUGCCCGAGUUGCGACAUUUAAGCAUCUCGAACACAGGCAUGGUGCACUUUCCAGACUUCACAACUAUCUCCUCCAUGGCACCAACUAUUAUCCUAGAAAUAGAGGACAACAUGAUGAUUGACAUCAUCCCUGCCAAUUCCUUCCAGGGUAUCACUGAGGAGUAUGUUGACAUGAACCUGGCUAGAAACGGCUUCAAGGAAAUAAAAUCUCAUGCAUUCAAUGGAACCAAGCUCAAGACGCUAAUUUUGAGACACAACAGGUAUCUCAGUCACAUUGAAGACGAUGCUUUUGAAGGAGCCACAGGUCCGAGUUCUCUGGAUGUUUCCUCCACAGCUCUAAGCUCCCUCCCUCCUAAAGGCUUGCGGCAGGUGACGUCUCUGAAUGCCAGCUCUACCUUUGCUCUGAAAAGCCUCCCUCCACUGGAAAGCCUGGCUGAACUGCUGGUGGCUGAGCUCACAUACCCCAGCCACUGCUGCGCCUUCCACACAUGGCGUCGGAAACAAAGGGAAAGUGCCUUAAAGAACUUUACAAAGUUUUGUGAUCUCAGGGAAACAGAAAUAGAGCCCACUACAGAUGGCACAAACCUUCAGUAUCCAGACAUCAACUUUCAGUAUCCAGACUUGGAAUUUGAUUGUCUUAACAACCCCUUCGUCAAGUGCACACCGAAGCCAGAUGCUUUUAACCCUUGUGAGGACCUGCUGGGUUUUCCCUUCCUGCGCUGUCUCACCUGGAUGAUUACAGUCUUCGCUGUGAUCGGUAACCUGGCUGUUCUGGGCAUCCUGCUAAUUAGCCACCACAAGCUAACAAUCUCCAAAUUUCUAAUAUGUAACCUGGCUUUUGCUGAUCUGUGCAUGGGGCUCUAUCUGAUGCUAAUUGCUUUCAUGGAUUUCCACUCCCAACAAGAAUAUUACAACCACGCCACAGACUGGCAGACUGGGCCUGGAUGUGGCAUAGCGGGGUUUUUGACAGUGUUUGCCAGCGAGCUAUCAGUUUAUACACUGACUGUGAUUAGCCUUGAACGCUGGCACACCAUCACCAAUGCCAUGCAUGUCAACAAAAGGCUGCGGAUGCACCAUGUGACAGCCAUGAUGGGGGCAGGCUGGGGCUUCUCUCUGCUGGUUUCCCUGCUCCCUCUUGUGGGGGUCAGCAGUUACAGCAAAGUGAGCAUCUGUCUGCCCAUGGACAUUGACACGCUGGGGUCUCAGGUUUAUGUGGUGUCUUUGCUCGUUCUCAACGUUGCUGCUUUCCUGGUUGUUUGUUACUGUUACAUUUGCAUAUAUCUCAGUGUUCACAACCCAGAGCACUCCACCCGUCACGGAGACACCAAGAUCGCCAAACGCAUGGCUGUGCUCAUUUUCACAGACUUUUUAUGCAUGGCACCAAUCUCCUUCUUUGCCAUCUCUGCAGCCCUGCGUAUGCCCCUCAUAACUGUGUCUCACUCCAAAAUCCUGCUCAUCCUUUUCUAUCCCAUCAACUCCCUCUGCAACCCUUUCUUGUACACCAUCUUCACACGGGCUUUCAGGAAGGACGUUUGCCUGCUGCUCAGUCGCUGCGGCUGCUGCCACGCUCGCGCUGACUUCUAUAGAUCACAGACUCUGGCAUCACACCUGACCAGUACCCAAAAAAUGCCCAGCAGAAAACCUCACUCGCUUAGCUUUUAUGCCUAUCAUAUUAAGAUGAAGGGUUGCUUUCUAAAUAAAGGAACCGCAUGACCUAAAUUUUACUCUGAACUGGAAAGCAGCAUUUGCUGUUAUGCUAAAAAAUGUAGCAUUUCUUCAAAAUUUAGGUCAAGGUGAAGAGAUCGUCAGUCUUGUGCAUGGCAGGCAUCCGAUCAGGUAUGAUCUAGGUUAGUUUGCAGACUGAGAAUUUCACCAGUCAAAACAAAGAGACCUCAAAUUGAAGACAGUGUGUGCCACAGCCUCCAUUCCUGCACAGGUACUGAGGACAAAGAAGCAGAUGAAUGGAGCAGGGAUGGAGAACAAAAAAAAAAAAAAAAAGGCCAGUUCGUUUGCAAAGCCGAAAUCAUAUCACUAAUGAUCCAGUACCAGUUAUGUAAAGCUGCACUUUUGCAAGAUGGUGGUACAAUAUGAGACAUUUUGUACUAUUAAAACGAGCAGAAAUUAUUUAUUAUAAUUAUUUUGUCCUCAUAAGAUUAAGGUUUGUAUUUUUGAGUACAAUGAAGUAAAUUGUAAAUACAAUGUGAUUAAAUUGAAGUCUUUGUUUUAGAUUAUCAGAGAUGAGUUUUAGUGCCACCUUCUGGUUUUUUCUGUGCUUGAGACAUUUGGACUGGGAGGCUUGAAGAGUUGCAGACAUGCCAGAGCAGCAACAGCAAUGCAGUUAAACCUGGAGCAGAGUUCAAAGAAAUAUUACUGUUGUUUUGUUCAAAAUGUCCUGUAUUUUUUCUUUUACAUUAAAGUGUGGUUAUUUGUUCAUGCUACUCAUAUCUUUUUCUUAACGUUCCCCAUUUUCCAACAGCAUGCACAAAUGUAUAUUCCCACGCAAAACCUCCAUACAGUGUGCUUCUGAGUGUCCAAAAACUAAAAAAUUUUUUUUUAUUUUUUUCUAAAUAAACGCAUUUUCCUGACAUAAAUUGGUAUCGACUACAGUUGACUUUGUUGAUCAAAUCUCUUUCAUAUACUGUACAUAUGAUAAAUAUGCUGGACAGACAGAGUACAUCAUUUUAAGGUACUCAGGACCAGAGUGGCUUCGCUCAACACAGACCUGCA
Messenger RNA from Amphiprion ocellaris (clown anemonefish), 3307 nucleotides. RefSeq names its product lutropin-choriogonadotropic hormone receptor-like. Gene Ontology annotation, biological process: male gonad development; follicle-stimulating hormone signaling pathway. Bases 185 to 2293 code for a protein of 702 amino acids. Gene Ontology annotation, molecular function: protein binding; thyroid-stimulating hormone receptor activity; follicle-stimulating hormone receptor activity. The record is from RefSeq and is a predicted model, not a curated record. NCBI's taxonomy places the organism in Eukaryota, Metazoa, Chordata, Actinopteri, Pomacentridae. The transcript is spliced from 11 exons. Gene Ontology annotation, cellular component: membrane.